This is a messenger RNA of Brassica napus (rape), 3511 nucleotides long. RefSeq lists its product as uncharacterized. Gene Ontology annotation, molecular function: acetylglucosaminyltransferase activity. The record is from RefSeq and is a predicted model, not a curated record. The coding region runs from base 158 to 1633 and encodes 491 amino acids. The transcript has 5 exons. Lineage: Eukaryota; Viridiplantae; Streptophyta; Magnoliopsida; Brassicales; Brassicaceae.
UCGUGCCGCGUAUAGCCAUCGUGACCACCAUUUUAAUAUGGCCACCUUCGUACCAUAACUCAUUUUGAGAUCUUUCCAUCAAUUUAUUUAUAUAUAUAAAGGUAAUAGACUAAAAUUUAUCAUUCUUCAGAUAUAUUUUUUUUCUCUUUCGACCCCUAUGGAGAUGUAUCUCUUUAAACGCUCAUCGAAAACUCAUUGUUCAUGUUCUUUUUCAACUAUCUCGACCCGUAUGAUAUAUUGCAUACUACUUUCUGUUUUUACUUUCUUGGUCUACCUUCUCCUCUCCCUCUCGUUGUUUCAAUCUAAAGAAACUAUUAAUGCCUACUUCUUAUCUUCUCAAGAUCAACCUCAGAGCCUAACAGCGAUCGAUCACAUCGUCUUUGGGAUCGGAUCGAGCAUUAAGACGUGGCCUGCACGUAGAGAAUAUGUUAAGCUUUGGUGGAAUGCUCAGAGAAUGAGAGGGUGUGUCUUUGUUGACCGUCCCUUGCCGUCUUUUGUGAACCACACAAAUUCUCCUCUCCUUCCUCCGAUCUGUGUUUCCGAAGAUACAUCUCGGUUCAGAUACACUUGGAAACACGGUGACAGAAACGCGAUUAGGAUCGCUCGGUGCGUGAUAGAAACUGUAAAGAUGUUUAAUACCUCCUCAGAAGAAGUAAGAUGGUACGUAUUUGGAGACGACGACACUAUAUUCAUCCCUGAAAACCUCGCAAGAACGCUCUCCAAAUACGACCACACAUCAUGGUAUUACAUUGGAGCAAGCUCCGAGAUUUAUUACCAGAACUCGUUGUUCGGACACAACAUGGCAUUUGGCGGUGGAGGGAUCGCUAUAAGCAGCUCGUUGGCUAACGUUUUAGCUAAAGUUUUCGAUUCAUGUAUCGAAAGGUAUCCACAUUUGUACGGAGGAGACUCUAGGGUUCAUGCUUGUAUGCUUGAGCUUGGAGUUGGAUUGUCUCAUGAGUCUGGCUUCCAUCAGUUUGAUGUGAGAGGAAAUGCCUUGGGAAUAUUAACAUCACAUUCAACGAGACCGUUGGUGUCUCUACACCACAUGGCCCACAUUGAUCCAAUUUUCCCAAACUCAACCACAUUCUCGGCCGUCAGCCACCUCUUCUCCGCCGUAGAACUUGAUCCUCUCCGUAUAUUUCAAGUCUCCGUUUGCUACGACCGUUGGCACUCUUGGACCAUCUCUGUCUCCUGGGGCUAUGCUGUUCAGAUUGAGAGUAGGCAUUUAUUUCUACGGGAUGUUUUGCGAACACAAAAAACGUUUCGAACAUGGAUAAAUUACGGCGGGUUGGCAAGAGUGUACACCUUCAACACAAGAGAUGUUCAUCCUGAUCCAUGCCAAAGACCUGUCACUUUCUUCAUGGAACACGUUUCUUCUUCUCCCGGUGAUGGAACUAUUAAAAGUGUGUAUAAGCAAGCUUACCAGAAUUGCACGUACGAUCCCCUUUCAUCUCCUCGAAAAAUGGAAGAGGUUAGAGUGUUUUCAACAAGGUUGGAUCCGGAUAUCAGACAAUUGAAGGCUCCGAGAAGACAGUGUUGUGAUAUAUUACCAACUUCUUCCAAUGGUGGAAAAGUAUUGGAAAUUGGAAUUCGAGAGUGCAAAGAGGAUGAGUUCAUCUAUAUACAUCCCUAGUAGCAACGUAACUAAUACGCUAUUAAUAACCUCUUUUUGUUUGUUACAUUUGCUAUCCAAAUUUAACAUAUGUCGUUGCCAUAUAGGUUUAGUUAUUCUUCAUUUUUUUUGGUAAGAAGUUAUUCUUCAUUUUUGUAUACUAUACAUAUACGUAUUAAACUGUGACUCAGCUUGUUGUUUUUCAACUUUUGAGAUUUGUAGUUAACCAUUUUUGAUUAUUCACCGGCCGUACCAAUAUGCUAAAAUAUUUUUUUGGAUGGAUAAUCUUUGAGUGUGCAACAAUAAAUUAAAGUAUGAUGGUAAAUAUAUAGGGUCAGUGGGCAGUGGUCAAAACUUAUAGGUAAUUACAAAGAAUGGUAGAGAAAGAGAUUUGAAUGGUAGGACAAGAAUCAGUGAAGAAAACAUUUCAACAAGUAAAUUAUAGAAUAUUCAUCUAAAGUGUGGCUAACCAAUUAUAGAAUCAGUGAAGAAAACAUUUCGAUAAUGCUUUGUCUUUAUCCUGUUUCCUCAUGCUUUGUCUUCUUCCAGCUUUUGUUGAUCACAUUCACAGCAAUGUUAUCAAUGUUUUAUAGGCAUCUCCGGUAGCACACAAAAAUUAUUUCUAUACUUCACUAUAAAAUAGAGUAAUUUUAUUAUAAAAUUGAUUUUGCUACAAUGGUUCGCUCUAUAGAGUUACUUUAUAACAUAGUCGAAUAUAGAGUAAUGUUGUUUUUACUCUAUAUUCGAAGUAAAAAUACUCUAUAUUUGGAGUAAAAAAACAACAUUACUCUAUAUUUCACUUUAUUAUAGAGUAACUCUAUUAUAAAGUGAACCAUUGAAGCAAAUCCAACUCUAUAAUAGAAUUACUCUAUAAUAGAGUUACUAGAUUUUGACUCGCGCUUUGAAAGCGCGGAAGUAAAAAGACAACAUUUGUUUUUUACUCUAUAUUUGGAGUAAAAAAACAUUACUCUAUAUUUCACUUUAUUAUAGAGUAACUCUAUUAUAGAGUGAACCAUUGAAGCAAAUCCAACUCUAUAAUAGAAUUACUCUAUAAUAUAGUUACUAGAUUUUGACUCGCGCUUUGAAAACGCGAGAGUAUAUUUGUUGACAAAUUUAUUGAUAUAACUAUUUGUUAACUAAUUUAUUUCGCUAUAAACAUUUUCGGUAUUCGUUCGACUCUAAUUUGCUUUUAUUGGUUUUCGAUUUCAGUUUGGUUGUCGUUUUUGGUUUAGAAAUAUAUGAACAAUUUUUGUUAUAUAUGAAGUUUAGUUUUGAUUAAAGUGAUUGAAUAUUUUGAUAUUUUGUGUGGUAUGGAUAUAUAAAAAUUUCGAUUUUUUCGGUUCUAGUUACAUUUCUGUUUUAAAUCAUUUAAAAUAAUUGAGGUAAAAUAAAAAAAAUCUUCAUAUUGUUAAUCACCAAUAUAAUAAAUUGGGAGAAAUAUUUAGAAAAUUAUUUUAUUUACAUAUCUAUUUAUUUAAGGUAUAAAUAAUAUAGCAAAUAAUAACAAAUAAUUUUAAUAACAUAAAGUUACUAUAUUCAGAAAAAAAUAUUAUAGUUUUUAUUAAAAAUAUAAUUUGUAAUGUUUAUAUUAUGAAAAAAUUAUAAUGUCGAUAUUUUAUAUUUUUAAAUAUUUAAUUUGCUGAAAAGAAUUAAAAUGAGACGCACUAUUACUUGACUUUAAAAUCACAUGCAAAAAUAAUCAAGUUGGGCGCAAAAACCAAUUCAACUGGAAAGCAAAACAAACAUUUAUCUUAUUUUAUCUUAAUAGGCCGAAGCACACUGCCCUUACAAAUCUAGUUUAUUGUUUUGACCGACAAAAUUAAGUUUAUUAUUGGAAAAGUCAUUGAAAAAGUUAAUGAAAUUUUUUGUAAUUAAUUGAAAAAGUCAGGGGCAUAAUCA